This is a messenger RNA of Arctia plantaginis, 462 nucleotides long. Lineage: Eukaryota; Metazoa; Arthropoda; Insecta; Lepidoptera; Erebidae. The record is from the annotation of a GenBank genome assembly.
AUGGCGGAACAACGUGAAAGAACUUUCCUCAUGGUUAAGCCUGAUGGCGUUCAACGUGGACUCGUUGGCAAUAUCAUCGAGCGUUUUGAGAAGAAAGGUUUCAAAUUGGUCGGCCUUAAAUUCGUCUGGCCCUCCGAAGAAUUGCUGCAGAAGCACUACAGUGAUCUAUCGUCGAAGCCAUUCUUCCCCGGUUUGGUGAAAUACAUGAGCUCUGGGCCAGUAGUACCAAUGGUAUGGGAAGGACUCAAUGUGGUUAAGACCGGCCGUCAAAUGCUUGGUGCUACAAAUCCCGCCGACUCCCAACCUGGCACAAUUCGUGGCGAUCUCUGCAUUCAAGUUGGCCGCAACAUAAUUCAUGGUUCCGACAGUGUUGAAUCUGCUCAAAAAGAAAUUGCAUUGUGGUUUUCCGAGAAAGAGGUUGUCGGUUGGGCAUCAGCUGCCGAAAACUGGAUUUACGAGUAA